This is a messenger RNA of Blastocystis hominis, 558 nucleotides long. RefSeq lists its product as hypothetical. Bases 1 to 558 code for a protein of 185 amino acids. Gene Ontology annotation, cellular component: MutLalpha complex. The transcript has 4 exons. Gene Ontology annotation, molecular function: ATP binding; ATP-dependent DNA damage sensor activity; ATP hydrolysis activity. The record is from RefSeq and is a predicted model, not a curated record. Lineage: Eukaryota; Bigyra; Opalinata; Blastocystidae. Gene Ontology annotation, biological process: mismatch repair.
AUGGAAGUGAUUGGCCAGUUCAAUAAUAGCUUUAUUCUUUGUCAGCUCGACAAGGAUCUGUAUAUUUUAGACCAACAUGCGUGUGAUGAAAAGUCAAACUAUGAGCAUUUGAUGAACGAAGUAGCGAUCCAUUCCCAGAAACUCAUCAAGCCGAUUCCGCUUGAACUCUCUCCCGACCAGGAAUUCACAAUCAUCCACAACCAGGCCAUCUUCAAACGCAAUGGAUUCGAUAUCUCCAUUUCGGAAUCGCAGGAGCUCGGCCAGCGUCUUCAACUUACCUCGCUCCCCGCAUCGAAGAAAUACACUUUCUCCGUCGAGGACUUUUUGGAAUUGGUGGGAACAGUGAUGGAAACCGGAGGAAUGGCGCAGCGAACGCCGAAGCUCGCCAAGAUUCUCGCCACGCGAGCUUGCCAUCAAUCCGUUCGAGCAGGAGAUCCGCUCAACUAUCCCAAAAUGGUUUCACAGAUUGUUCGUCGGUUAGCUGAACUCGAUCGUCCUUGGUCUUGUCCCCAUGGACGUCCCACACUUCGUCAUCUCGUUUCGCUGCAUCAUCAAUAG